Mangifera indica (mango) is the source of this 741-nucleotide messenger RNA. Its product is annotated as eukaryotic translation initiation factor 1A-like. The record is from RefSeq and is a predicted model, not a curated record. Gene Ontology annotation, molecular function: translation initiation factor activity; RNA binding. Lineage: Eukaryota; Viridiplantae; Streptophyta; Magnoliopsida; Sapindales; Anacardiaceae. Gene Ontology annotation, biological process: translational initiation. Gene Ontology annotation, cellular component: cytoplasm. The transcript is spliced from 2 exons. The coding region runs from base 162 to 599 and encodes 145 amino acids.
UUCCUCAAUUAAUUUUUAAUCGAAUAAAUUCCUUUCUUUUUCGAUAAACUUUCUAGGGUUUUUAUUAGGAUUACGUUGUUUUACGAUCACUUUGAGUUUUACAAUUUUUAGGUCUGAAUUUCGAUCUCUCUCUGUUUGCCUUUUAAUUCGGAACAGAUAACAUGCCGAAGAAUAAGGGAAAGGGAGGAAAGAACAGGAAGAGGGGAAAGAAUGAAGCGGAUGAUGAGAAGCGUGAACUUUUGUUCAAGGAAGAUGGACAAGAGUAUGCCCAAGUUCUUCGCAUGCUUGGGAAUGGACGGUGUGAAGCUACGUGCAUUGAUGGCACCAAACGUCUUUGCCACAUCCGUGGCAAGAUGCACAAGAAAGUUUGGAUUGCUGCUGGUGAUAUAAUACUUGUUGGGCUUCGUGACUAUCAAGAUGACAAAGCUGAUGUCAUCCUCAAGUACAUGCCUGAUGAGGCGAGGCUUCUAAAAGCAUAUGGUGAGCUUCCAGAGAGCACCCGUCUCAAUGAGGGUAUUGCUGGUGGUCUUGACGAGGAAGAUGAAGGUGCUGGUGAUGAUUACAUUGAGUUUGAAGAUGAAGAUAUUGAUAAGAUCUAGGCUUUAAAGAAAUUGCUCUGGUUGGGAUUUAUCUAUAAUGUUAUAAAGAUAUUAUCGAUGCCAAUGUACUGGUAUUAGAAAGCUAAAACUUAUGUGCUUGCACUUCUUUCAUUUGGAUAUACUGAGUCUAUUAUCUUGCUUA